GCAGGGGCAGCCACCAUGGAGUUCCGCCAGGAGGAGUUUCGGAAGCUGGCGGGUCGUGCCCUCGGGAGGCUGCACCGUCUUCUGGAGAAGCGGCAGGAAGGUGCAGAGACGCUGGAGCUGAGUGCUGAUGGGCGCCCGGUGACGACGCAGACCCGGGACCAGCCGGUCGUGGAUUGCACCUGCUUUGGUCUCCCUCGCCGCUACAUUAUCGCCAUCAUGAGCGGCCUGGGCUUCUGCAUCAGCUUCGGCAUCCGCUGCAACCUGGGCGUGGCCAUUGUCUCCAUGGUCAACAACAGCACGACCCACCGCGGGGGCCACGUGGUGGUGCAGAAAGCUCAGUUCAGCUGGGAUCCAGAGACUGUUGGCCUCAUACACGGCUCCUUUUUCUGGGGCUACAUUGUCACCCAGAUUCCUGGAGGAUUUAUUUGCCAAAAAUUCGCAGCCAACAGGGUUUUUGGCUUUGCUAUUGUGGCUACCUCCACUCUAAACAUGUUGAUCCCCUCGGCUGCCCGUGUCCACUAUGGCUGUGUCAUCUUCGUGAGGAUCCUGCAGGGGUUGGUAGAGGGGGUCACGUACCCCGCCUGCCACGGGAUCUGGAGCAAAUGGGCCCCGCCCUUAGAGCGGAGUCGCCUGGCAACAACAGCCUUUUGCGGUUCCUAUGCUGGGGCAGUGGUCGCGAUGCCUCUCGCCGGGGUCCUGGUGCAGUACUCAGGAUGGAGCUCUGUGUUCUACGUCUACGGCAGCUUCGGGAUCUUCUGGUACCUGUUCUGGCUGCUCGUCUCCUACGAGUCCCCGGCGCUGCACCCUAGCAUUUCCGAGGAGGAGCGCAAGUACAUCGAGGACGCCAUCGGCGAGAGCGCCAAACUCAUGAACCCCGUCACGAAGUUUAACACACCCUGGCGGCGCUUCUUCACGUCCAUGCCAGUUUACGCCAUUAUCGUGGCCAACUUCUGCCGCAGUUGGACGUUCUACUUGCUUCUUAUCUCCCAGCCCGCCUACUUCGAAGAAGUGUUCGGCUUUGAGAUCAGCAAGGUAGGCCUGGUGUCAGCGCUGCCUCACCUGGUCAUGACCAUCAUCGUGCCCAUUGGAGGCCAGAUCGCCGACUUCCUCAGGAGCCGCCGUAUCAUGUCCACCACCAACGUGCGCAAGUUGAUGAACUGUGGGGGCUUUGGCAUGGAAGCCACGCUGCUGCUGGUGGUCGGCUACUCGCACUCCAAGGGCGUGGCCAUCUCCUUCCUUGUCCUCGCAGUGGGCUUCAGCGGCUUCGCCAUCUCUGGGUUCAACGUGAACCACCUGGACAUCGCCCCGCGCUAUGCCAGCAUCCUCAUGGGCAUCUCCAACGGCGUGGGCACGUUGUCCGGCAUGGUGUGCCCCAUCAUCGUGGGUGCCAUGACUAAGCACAAGACUCGGGAGGAGUGGCAGUAUGUGUUCCUCAUUGCCUCCCUGGUGCACUAUGGAGGAGUUAUCUUCUACGGGGUCUUCGCUUCCGGAGAGAAGCAGCCGUGGGCGGAGCCUGAGGAGAUGAGCGAAGAGAAAUGUGGCUUUGUUGGCCACGACCAGCUGGCUGGCAGUGACGAAAGCGAAAUGGAGGAUGAGGCUGAGCCCCCCGGGGCACCCCCUGCUCCCCCUCCCUCCUAUGGAGCUACACACAGCACAGUUCAACCCCCAAGACCCCCACCCCCGGUCCGGGGCUACUGA
This is a messenger RNA of Eubalaena glacialis (North Atlantic right whale), 1698 nucleotides long. RefSeq names its product solute carrier family 17 member 7 (gene SLC17A7). Gene Ontology annotation, cellular component: synaptic vesicle membrane; excitatory synapse. Lineage: Eukaryota; Metazoa; Chordata; Mammalia; Artiodactyla; Balaenidae. The record is from RefSeq and is a predicted model, not a curated record. Gene Ontology annotation, molecular function: L-glutamate transmembrane transporter activity; neurotransmitter transmembrane transporter activity. The transcript has 12 exons. Gene Ontology annotation, biological process: regulation of synapse structure or activity; monoatomic anion transport; synaptic transmission, glutamatergic. The coding region runs from base 16 to 1698 and encodes 560 amino acids.